GAAUCAAGUUUCAUGUCGCUGAUGUAUAUGUGAACAAUAAUUCUAAGCACGCUAGCUGGAUUAAAAAUUCAGUCGUUUUGAGCUUAUCCAAUGUUUUACAUAAAGUAGUUUGUUGAAUCUGUUUUGUUUCAUUUUGUUUAAUAGCAUAAGUUGUUAUUGUUGAUUAUUUCUAUAUCAAUUUAUGUCCACAAUAAGGACACACACAAUAGCUUAGUUACUAGUAUAUAUACUACAACGAAAUAUCAGCACAGCUAAAAUAUAAACGGUAUUGUAUUUUAUCAUUUUGCUAUAGCUGGUUCAAUUUCAAUUUAUGUAAAAUUAUCAUUUCUAUAGAUUUGUUACUAAUAUAUAAAAACAGCAUGCGAGUUCAAAAAUGGAGAACAAAAGCAGAAUACAUAUCCAUGUUUGUCAUGCUGAUAGCGCACACAGUUGGGACGAAUGUAGCUCCAUCUGAUGAAGUGGACAUACAGUUGCUCGGACAGUAUAUCGACCGCCUGAUGAAUAAAUCCCUUGGAGUUGAAGCAGUGCAGGCCCGAAUUGAUGUAUUAAAUUUCACGAGGACAAAGUAUGACGGAAAUUUACUUGUGAAACAGUUAUCUGGGAUAAUAUCCGAAAAAAUUAGUCAAAAUAUUGACGGAUUAAGAUUGACAAAGCAAAUUCUUGAAGCAGAGAUCCAAACAGGAAAGCACAAAAUGUCGUCUCGCUCCAAAUGGGUAUCGUGCUGCAAGUAUGACGAAUCUAAAACUGCUAUGGAUAAACGAUUCAAAACAAAGAUUGACAACAGCACCAUUUGCGAACUGGUGUCUCCUUCUACACCAUUGGCAUACUACCAACUCCCACGGGCUGUUGUGAACCAAAUGAUUGAAAAUAACAAGAAUAUGCCUUUUUUGAAAUGGCAAUACGUUGGCUCAAACCAGGGCGUGCUGUUUUCCUACCCAGCACACAGAAAUCAGGAUUUUUGUAGGGGAAAUCAAUAUGACCCACGAUACCGACCGUGGUAUGUGGAAGCUGCUAGUCCUGAGAAGAAGCGCGUAGUAAUUUUACUGGACUCGUCGAAUUCUAUGGGUAGAACUCACAAUAGUGAACGGUUGAUUGACGUUGCUGCUGAUGCAAUUGGAACGUUGUUGGACUCUUUCAUGCCUAGUGAUAUGGUUGGAAUCGUUGCUUUUAAUGACACUGCGUUUUAUCCAAGCGAUUGCUUUAGUAAACAGUUGGCAUAUGCUGAUGGAAUGAAUAAGAAAAAACUGAAAGAAGAAUUUCUAUCAAAGUUGCAACCGGGAGGCCAAUCGAAUUAUGCUGAAGCUUUUCGAGCUGCUUUUGAUUUGAUGGCAUCCGAAAACUUUACCGAAGGAUUUAAUAAAAGAAUGCGUUGUGUGAUACUGUUCAUAUCUGACGGAGAUGCAAGUGAAAUUCACCACAAUAAACUAAACAACAUUUAUCGAAUCAUCAGGGAAGGAAACAGAAACAUAUUGAACUAUGCAACCAUAUUUACCUAUGGUCUUGGAAGACAAGUUAACAUGGAACUUCUGAAAAAAUUAGCAAAUCAAGAUUUCAACGAUGAACUCGGUAAAGAUGACAUCACAGAAAAAGAGGGAUUUACUGUACGAAAUGUAACGCAAGGAAGCGCUUACAAGAUUCAAGAGCCUUAUCAGUUACGAGAUCGAUUAACUUUCUUUUACACGAAGUUGAUUAAAAAUGACACAAUAGAAAGGAGUGAAGAGCCUUCAUUCUCAGUUCCUUACUUUGAUCCUGGUGGCCUCGGUUUGAUAUUCACAGUUGGAUUUCCUGUAGUAGGGCAGGAUGCAAAAAGAACAUUCAUUGCCGCCGUUGCUGCCAAUGACAUCUCCAUAUCGGAUCUUUUGGGUGAUGUCAUCAAACUUAAAAAUGACGAUAGGUCAUAUGUUUUUGUGAUAGAUGGAUCUGGACGUGUUCUUAUUCACCCGUUGAUGCCGGUGCCAGAAAAAUCUCUCAAUACACCAUAUUUUAUCCACAUCGAAACCUUGGAGCGCGAUGAGGCUUUGAAAUGCGUAAUUAAGUCGAUGAAGGAAGGUCUUAAAGGAGAGAAGACGAUUCUUUCAAAUAGAGUUGCACCGGCUGGCGACUGCAAUAAAGUAUUCAUUAUAAAUCAGACUUACCACUGGCAUCCUAUACCAAACACAAACUUUUCGCUGUGCUUUGUUGAAGAAGUGAAUGACUACAUCGUGAAUUUAAGUCCUCCUCAGUCCAUUUUUGGUUGUUUCGACAAAAAAGGAAAUUCAAUUGUCGCUCAUCGGUGCCCAAAUAUGAGUAUGUCUACUUUCCGUUACCACAGACUAGAUUUGUUCAAUACUCAAGACGUUUGCCGCCAUCUUUAUAAGAUGUCGACCGUAACUUCCAGUGUUGUAAAACUAUCGCCGCAGUGUUUUAUACAGCCAGAAGAAUAUGAAUCAAAUAGUGAAACUAUAAAACAAGUGCAAGAAUAUGAGAGUAUGUUCAACGAUUUUUUGAGUGCGUCGUCAAUGGAGGAGGCUUAUCAGAUUUAUAAAUACUAUACAACACCCCCUUUAACAUGUGAUUCGAUUCAUGUUAACGUAAUAUCGGAUAUCAUUUGGACAUCAAGUGUGGAUGCGAUUUGGAUGUCAGAAAAAGACAAUCACAUAGUCAGGCGAUUCAUUGGUACAAGGUCAGGAAUGGUCAGAUUCUAUCCUGGAACAAACAUAACUUCUUCGUAUGAUCCGAUAACACGGAUUUGGUAUGAAUUAGCACUUGCUUAUCCAGACAUGCGAGUAUUUUCACUUCCUUAUAAAGAUGUUGCUGGUGCAGGAAAUGUCAUAACAAUAAGUCAUACUGUACACACUCCACAAAUUCCACUUAACGAUUGGAACGCGGGAUUAACCGAGAAGAAAGUGAUUGGUGUGAUGGGAAUGGAUUUGUCACUUACAUAUAUUUAUGCAAAACUUCUUGAGUUUUAUCCAAUGUGCAAAAUGAGAUGGCAUUGCAUUCUGAUGGAUAUCAGAGGAUAUUUAGUUUUACAUCAAGAUUAUACAGAAUCAGGUUCGCCGGAAAGAAAACACAUUACCGGCGAAGAUGGUCCAUUAUCGGAAAUUCUUCUCCAACGAGGUUUAAUGUAUAGAGCAAGGUGUCUUGAAUUAGAGACAACAAAGUACAAAGUUACAUACGUUCUGAUUGAAAAUGCUUAUGUGAAUGAAAUGGAACACAGGGACAAAUGCAAACGAUACUACAUGGAAGCAGUUCCCAACACCAACAUAUUUUUCGUAGCAAGAGAAUCCCACAGUUCUUGUUAUUAUCAUACAUGUGUCAAAUUCAACAAGCCAUGCAGUCAACACACGGAAUGUGUUAUACACGAUGAUUGGUCAAACACAACAUGCGAAUGCCCAUGUAGAGCUGAUCUCACGAUAAACAGCUGUACCAGCUUCGUUGAUGCUGGUGUUGAUAUCGUAGCCUGCUAUCCAUUUCGAGAUCGAUGUAAAGUUGUUGAAAACGAUUGUUAUGCUGACUCAUUGCCACCUUGCUACGACCCAAAAUGCGAGAAACUGGUAUCACACUUCAACUGUUCCAGUGUCGUUGGAUGUACUUGGUGCAAAAAAAGUUUGUCUGGAGCAUAUUUAGAGAAACCUUAUUGCUCCGAGACUGAUUUUUGUUAUGAUGGUUUUGAAGGACAGAAAAUACUUGGCAUUGACAUAAAUCCCGAGGUGUGCUACACACAAGUGGAACUGGAUGACAAAAUUUUGUUGACAAUUUGUGUAUCAGGCGGAAUGUUUGUUAUAAUAUUCGUAGCGACAAUAAGCGGUUGUUGUUAUCUACAUAGAAAAAUGAAUAAACGGAAAAAAAUGUUAAAAUCUAACAAUAGCAAUCAAGUAUAUUCAGAAGUUGACGACGAUAUUGCAAACAUUUUUGCUGCGAUUGGUGGAAAAGCAGGAGGUUCGGUUCAGUCGAACAGUAUAUCCAUAGGACCCAGAGAAUCUGUGCAAACAAGCGCAUCGUCUGUCGGAACAAGUGCACGACAAAGAUCUAUGUCGUCGCCACAAGUUGUGCUCUCUAUAGUCGAUAGUGACGGAGCUGAAAUAGCAAGAAGUUUACCCAGGCCUGUUCAAAUCGUUCGUGGUAAACAAUUUGUUAACAAAGAUGGAGGGAAAAUUUCAUCCUCGGACAAUGACAAAGAAAAGCCACAUCCAACAAAUUUUAAACCGAGCAUCCGAUUGGGAGAAGCAACUUCAGGAUCGGCCAACCCAUUUGUAGACGCAAGCUCCAACAUCGCUGAAGCCGCUAUCAAAAGUAAAAUUUCAUCUGAAAACAACGCUGCAAAACAUUCAGAUAAUGAGGAGCAAACAAACCACAUUGCUGAAAAAUAUAACAAAACUACUCAAAAUAAAGAACACAACAACGUCCUUUCGGGGAAUGCCACACGUGCUAAACACGCUCGAAAAGCACUGCCAUCAGAGGAUCGAACGCAACAGAGUAGCCUAAAGAUGAAAUCUAUUACUAAUAUACUCCUUUCGGUGUUGAAGAAAAAGGAGCAACCAGUAGUUAGCCCAUUGGAUGAUAUUUCAAGUGUGGAUGACAUCAGUUCAAUGUAUUUCAACAUGUUUGAAGAACCAAAGAAUGUUGAAUGUGAUGUUCCAAUAAUACAGUCCGAUCAUUCUGAUGAAGAAUGCACAGAAAAUCAAGUACAAAGUGGUGCAGUAUUAGACUAUAUGUCUAUGUGUAGCGGUGAUUCAAGCCGAGUUAAUAAUGAUAAUAGCUGGCGAACAGCUUCAUCACAAGAACUAGCAGAAGUAGGAGAAGAUACAAUUGACGAUGAGCCUGACCACGUAGAAGUAUUACGCGACAAUUAUGUCGAUUCAAAAGUUAGUGAAGAGUUUGUAAGCAAUAAAGUUGUUUACAUUAAAACAAUAUCAAAGCAAGACAAUGCGAAUAGCAAAAAUUUAGAUAAUGCGUGUCUUUCUGCAGAAAUGAAAAAUAGCACUAAUAAAUAUACCAAUGCAGGUGUGAAUUCUAACAAAGCGGAACGUAACCCAUCUUACGAUCACUCAAGCCAACUCCAGAAUAAAGAACACACAGAUCGAAUCAGAAACAGGAAAAAAAGGAGUAGAAACACUGAUAAUUUUAUUGUUUAUGUAUAAUUCAUUUUUUUUUUCAUUUGCACCAUCUAUUAUUUUUCAUAUUUUGGAGCUCCUAUAAAAUCUGGGAAGUGAAUUAUAAAUUUUUACUCCAUAUAUAUCAUGUAUAGUCUUUUGCUAGCAACGUUAAAAUACCAUGUUUCGUAGAAUCAUACUCCUGUACCUGAUUUAUUGAUGCACGUCAAUCGAUUCAGUAAUGGAAAACCCAUCAGUGCUUGUAAAACGUGGUAGUUUCCAUAUCGCGUUCAGUACAUGCACUAGAAUGAUUAUUUCCCUUCAGGCACCAGGGAUUGUCAGUGGGUGGUCUUGAAUAUGCUCAGGCCUGGGUUCAAGUUGAACAUACGCUAGCAAAUCGCUUUUGCUGUAUGAAUUUGUUUCAAAUAUGCAUGCUUGUGGUGGUUAAGACCCGAGGAUGUUGAGAUUUGGUCAUCAACAUACUUCGUCGUAUAUUUGCGCCAUCGAAGGCUGAAAUCAAAUUCAAGGGAUAACGAAUGAUUUAGGCAGACAGAGCGUUCAUUUCACAACAACUCCUCUAAAGACAUUAGAAGAAUUAUUCCCAUUUAUUUCAUUGCACUCAUUUUUACCAAUUUAGCAAAUAAAAAUUGAAUGACAGAAUGUUUUUCGAUAGUUUUUUAUUGUGCCGCAAAUUGCACUACUUGAUCCAAUGCCGAAUUUGCAUUACGCAAGCCUUGCUUUUUUUGACUGCAGUGGCAGUAAAUCUAUUA
This is a messenger RNA of Styela clava, 5845 nucleotides long. Its product is annotated as VWFA and cache domain-containing protein 1-like. Gene Ontology annotation, cellular component: voltage-gated calcium channel complex. Gene Ontology annotation, molecular function: voltage-gated calcium channel activity. Lineage: Eukaryota; Metazoa; Chordata; Ascidiacea; Stolidobranchia; Styelidae. The record is from RefSeq and is a predicted model, not a curated record.